Messenger RNA from Papilio machaon (common yellow swallowtail), 1494 nucleotides. RefSeq names its product splicing factor ESS-2 homolog (gene Es2). NCBI's taxonomy places the organism in Eukaryota, Metazoa, Arthropoda, Insecta, Lepidoptera, Papilionidae. The transcript is spliced from 8 exons. Gene Ontology annotation, cellular component: catalytic step 2 spliceosome. The coding region runs from base 58 to 1494 and encodes 478 amino acids. The record is from RefSeq and is a predicted model, not a curated record.
UCUGUAGUUAAUCAUUUAUUUUUAAUUUAAUGUUAAAAGUACCACAUUAACAAAUAAAUGGCGUCUGAAAAUAAUAUCACAAAACCCGGGGCAGCUGCCUUGGAAAAUAUGGCUUUAUUACAAAAAGAAAGUUCUGUCUUCAAAGUUCCAAAAGUGCCUAAGAAAAAACCUGCGAAGAAAACUGAAGUUUUAGACGAAGAGGAGUACGUGGAGGGUAUUGCAAAAAUAAUUCAAAGAGAUUUUUUCCCGGAUUUGGAGAAACUAAAAGCUCAGAACGAUUAUUUGGAAGCAACAGAGAAUAAAGAUUAUGCAAGACUGCAAGAGUUGACAAGAAAAUACAGUGGCAAUAGACCUCCUACUGAGCCAUACAAUUCUCCAGCAACAUUCGACACUCCCGGUGCAGACAGACCUCUGUCACCAUCAACUCCGAUACAACCGAAAGAACCUGAGACAGAACAAUCAACAGAAAAGUGUAGAGAUAUCACUGAAAAUCACACCUUAGAUUCUUUCCUAGCAAAGCAUACGAGUGAGGAUAAUGCGAGCUAUGACCGCGUUAUUGCAUUAGAAGAUAAAAAACGUGCAACAAAGUUAGCGUCGCAGUUUGAGGCGGAGGUGAAGUCUGCUGCGUUAGCUAACGCAUCACUAGCGUUGCCCUCUAUAGAAGAACAGGCGGACCAAACGGAGAGACCACAUGAAUUGGAUACAUGGAAAUAUAAAGCAAAGAACUACAUAAUGUACGUGCCCGCAGGGGCGGAGUCCCAGAGGCCACCGCCGAAGCCCGAGCUCCGACAUAUAAACACGAGGCUUAGGGCUCCGCCUUUCGACCACGUGAAGAACAAAGAAGCAAUCACUGCCAUUGCUAAAACUCAGGACGCGAGUAUAUCAGGUAAGAUAGGUGUGGACGGGGUCAGCUUGUGCACGGAGAAGUCGGGCGAAGCGUACUCGUACGUGGCGACGCCCUCCCCGCGGCCGGGCGCCGGGCCCGACCAGUCCCCGCUCAUGACCUGGGGAGAGAUAGAGGGUACCCCCUUCCGACUCGAUGGAGGGGACACACCAUUACCAGCUGUGGGCGCGUGCGCGGCGUACCGCAUGCUGGAGGGCGGAGCGCGAGAGCGGCUGGCGCUGCAGCUGGCGGAGCGCGCCGCACGUCGCCGCAGACCCACCACACCUCGCACAGCACCUCACACACCAAGUUUCCGUACAAAUACAGAACGAUUGGCUAGUAUGUCACCGGCUGCAAGGAAACUGGCAGCAAAACAUCUGUUGUCACCCAGAUUGAAGUUAACACCGAAUGAUAUGGGCAUAGCUCACAGCACCACGCCUAAGACGACACCGCACAGGACGCCGCUUGUGGCAACACCAAACGGCAAUAAACUGGCAACACCAGCAACUGAUAGUGUUGCCAGAAAUGAUACCCUCACAGAUAAUUUGCUACAAAUAAAUGUAGCUAAGCGUACACGAUUAAAAGCUCAAGACUUUUUUAAUACAAGCUGA